Chondrus crispus (carragheen) is the source of this 300-nucleotide messenger RNA. RefSeq lists its product as hypothetical. Lineage: Eukaryota; Rhodophyta; Florideophyceae; Gigartinales; Gigartinaceae. Bases 1 to 300 code for a protein of 99 amino acids. The transcript has a single exon. The record is from RefSeq and is a predicted model, not a curated record.
AUGGAGGCUUGGCUCCAACUUGAAGAAGCUCGAGUGGAACGAAAGGCAUUGGAUCUCAAAGAUGGUCUCGUACGCCCAGUUUCAUCUCGAGGGAGAGGCCGCCAUCAAUCGAGAAUUAAGGGCUCUCUUUCUCGCGACGGCACGGCGGACACUCAUGUGGCUACGGUAACCGUCAUAGAUAAGCAGGACUUUUCGGUCGUUUGCCGUCAAAGUACGGCAAUAUUCUACAAAAGCCUGAGCCCAUCUCUCAAAAAUAAAUUUGUCAACGCCUGCCAGUUCCCUUCUAGUGGUGAUGCUUGA